UAUUUUCACGCUUUUUCCACUGUAUACCGUACAUGACAUAAGUUAUGAGAACCGUAUUGGGCGUCUGAGUGCACAGCAAAACGCACAACAGACAUUUACACGAUAAGUAUUCUCACAUCCUUACCGUAUUGUGCGUUGGAAAAAAUUCUCAGCAAAGAAGAUAAAAAAAAACGCACACACAACACACAAACGAAAAGUUGGACUCGACAGGAGAACACCAUAAAAGGAAUAUGUAUUAAUUACCAUAAGCCAUGUAAAACAGGAUGGAGAAGUGUGCCACGAAAAGUUCAAUUAAUUUUACAGAAGAAUUUGCGUAACCUUGAAUUUAUUUUCUAAGAGUGCUCUUGGUGUGUUUGUUUUGUGCAUUGAAGUUUAGGUAAACAGUGGCAAUUGUGGCGAAGCGAUUUUCUUUGCCUCACAUCGGUUGGUUUUCCAUCGAAAGUGGCAUCAUUGCACAUUCCGACAAUAUGUCGUCCGGACAAACAGACAACAUGGACUUUAAAGAGCGGCUGAUUGCUGCUGUGAAAAAAGAGGUAAAGCAAGUAAUGGAAGAGGCAGUCACUCGGAAAUUUAUCCAUGAAGAGUCCGGCUCAGUUACUUCUCUUUGUGCAGCCGUUGAGGCAUGUCUUCGACAAGGACUCCGACGUCGAGCAUUAGGUUUAUUCAAGACUUCAUCAACCACGGCUCUACUGCAUAAAGUGGGCAAACAUUGUGAAGAAGCAGCAUUUAUAAGUCAAAUGAUACAAGACAUCGAAAACAGUGAUCCAACCAAGCGAUCGUCAUCGAGUGGUGAUAGUACAAGUAAACCUCCUAUCCUUAAGAAAAAUAGCACGAAUUCUAUGUCAACUACAAGUCCUCCGACCACCACUGUCAAAUAUCUGUGGAUUCGAUUAGCUUUGUACGAAAAGAAAUUGUCCCGAAUUAUUGACCAUUUGGUGUCGAAUGCCACGCGAUACUACGAUCGUGAUUCUUUGGUCGCAGAUCCAGAUUAUGGUUCAAUACUUAGUUCGUUGUUGGUGGGGCCAUGCGCUUUGGAUUAUUCACGUACUAAGACCAUCGAUCACUUCUGGUCGGAUCCACCAGCCGAUGAGUUGGUGCAGCGACAUCGAAUCAGUUCUGGACAUCCUACGCCACCAACUGUUCGACGUCCCAUAUUCAAUUUUAAACGUAGCCUAAACACUAGUUCGGAAGAUGGAAGUGGUAGCACUGGAUCAUUCAAGUCCAACAGUUCGGUGUCGGUGGCCAAGGACUACGUUGAGUCGUUGCAUCAGAAUUCCCGCGAAACAUUGCUGUAUGGGAAGAAUAACGUAUUUGUGUUGCCAAAAGAUGUCAGUGAACCAAUGCCGGGAUAUUUGACCUUGCAUCAAACUGCUCACUCCUUAAAUAUCAAAUGGACGCCGAAUCAGUUAAUGAACCGAAAUUCGGAAAACGAUGUCACGGAUAAAAGCUCAUAUUGGGCAUACUUUAUGACCAUAAAUGUCGAUGACAUCGUUUACGUCCAUUGUCAUCAAGCCGGUGGCCAACAGACCGGUGGCACUGUUAUCUUAGUUGAACAAGAUGGUGUUCAGAGACCACCGAUUCAUUUUCCUGAAGGAGGGCACAUGGCACAGUUUUUGGGAUGCUUAGAAACGGGUCUUCUUCCUCACGGACAGCUCGAUCCGCCACUGUGGUCGCAACGCGGCAUUGGAAAAAAGUUUCCAUGGCCGCCGAAAGGAAGGCGACGCAUUGUUCAGCCAUCCGUACCGGAAGGUGGCGAAGAGCUUCCGACCGAUUAUGUCUUUCGUAUCGUAAAUAAAACAAACCACAAAGAAUUCCGUGAGUUCCUUUCUUUGUUCCAAGUGAAUGAGCUAAGGAAUAAAUUGAAUUCAGUUGCAAGCCAUCCAAUAUUGGAAAUGGGACGAACUAGUCCACGGCGAAAUCAAUUAAGUAGUUGUUCAACUAACGAUAGUAGUGACUGCUCAAAUAAAAGCAUUUCAUUGGAUAUACCUGCGGAGAGCACACAGCUUGUACAAGCCAAUCAGACUGCUAGUAUCGCACUUGUUUGUUCCACAAUGAAGAGACAAAUAAUCUCGAGAGCAUUUUACGGAUGGCUAGCGUACUGCCGACAUCUAUCUACGGUUCGAACCCAUUUAUCGGGCCUGGUACAUGGACGGAUAACACCUGAAGUUGACACCGAGGAUGGUUUGACGAAAGAUAAAUGGGAAUCGUUACACUCGGAAGAUGGUGUGGUUUCCGACGAUGACGAGGUGUAUCGCCUGGUCUAUUUUGGAGGAGUACAGCACGAAAUUCGGAAGGAGGUUUGGCCUUAUUUGUUGGGCCAUUACAGCUUCGGCUCAACGGCUGAAGAACGAAGUGAAGUCGAUGAAACCACUCGACAAUGCUAUGAACAGAAAGUUGGUGCGUGGCUAGCUGUCGAAGCUAUUGUCCAGCAGCUAAAUAAAGAGAAAACUGCUCAAGCUGUUGCUAAGUUAAGUUCGGAGAGUGGGAGUGAUCACAAACACAAAUUGGUUGACAUGGAAAUGGACAUAGACAACGAUGUGUUCGAAGAGAACGGCUUUUCAGAUCUAUCCGAUCCAGAAGAUUUUGGCGAUGGGACUGGUGAUGGUGAAAAUGGUGAGAAUGCCGAACCACCGAAGCCCAGCCGAGUAAACAAAAGCAGCACCGAUUCGGGUAAUGUGCCCGAUGCAGAUGUCAAGUGUGAAGAUGUUGCAGCCGAUGAAGAUAAAGCCGAAUCCGUUACGGCAGCAUCAGAACUAAGUCUACCGAUUGAAGAAACCGAACCAAAUGCCGUCGAUAGUAAUAAAAGUUCACCAUCCACAUCGUCCUACGAAACUGUGGCCAAUGAUUUCGGUGAUAUGGAACAGUUUUCGGAACUUCCUGGCGAAUCGUCCGAUCAGAUGCAUUCCAGUUCACAUCACGCAUUUAUCAUAACAAAUGCUUCAAUCGACAUUGCAAACAUUAGCGAUGAGGUCGCGUGUGAAAAUGCCAAUUCGGAUGAGGGGUUGCCUCCGUUGACAGAAGUCAGUGCUACGUUGGAAGCUGAAACGUUGCAAGAGCCAAAGUCUGCUUGUGUUUCGCCGGCGAGUUCAAGUGGCGGUGUUUAUAGUUGCAAGCUUUUGGAAGCAUUCGGAUUGAACUUACAUCGAAUAGAAAAAGACGUACAAAGAUGUGAUAGGAACUACUGGUACUUUGCCAAUGAAAAUUUGGACAAACUUCGAAACGUUAUAUGCACCUACGUAUGGGAACAUCUGGACAUCGGAUAUAUGCAAGGAAUGUGCGACCUUGUCGCUCCACUGUUAGUUAUAUUCGACGAUGAAUCGCUCAGUUAUGGCUGCUUUUGUCAGUUAAUGGAACGGAUGAUUGAAAAUUUCCCGAACGGAAACGCAAUGGAUAUGCACUUUGCAAACAUGAGGUCGCUCAUUCAAAUAUUGGAUUCGGAAAUGUAUGAUCUGAUGGACGCUCAUGGCGACUAUUCGCACUUUUAUUUCUGUUAUCGAUGGUUUCUAUUGGAUUUCAAACGAGAACUUAUUUACGCAGACGUUUUUUCCACAUGGGAAGUUAUAUGGGCUGCAAAACAUGUUGCCUCAGCGCAUUUUGUUCUGUUUUUGGCAUUGGCUCUUUUAGAAACGUACAGGGAUAUCAUUUUAUCUAACAGUAUGGACUUUACCGAUGUGAUAAAAUUCUUCAAUGAAAUGGCUGAACGCCACAAUACGCAAUCAGUACUGAAACUGUCCAGAAGUCUUGUGCUACAACUGCAGACCAUUAUCGAAAAUAAAUAAAUAAAUGAAAAUUAUACCUAAAUAAAUUGAAAUUUAACCAUUCGUAUGUUCGUAUGGUGCAAUGAAUGGUGAAUAGUAAAACGAUAUAAAAAAAAAAAUAAAAAAAAAAUUUAAUGGAACCUGUAGCAUUUAAGGACCUAUUAAAAUUAUUCCAGAUUAUAAUAUAUCCUAUAGAUAUUCAUCAUGUUUAUCUACAUCUACACAUAUACCAAAAAACCAUUACCAUUUUGUGAUAAAAUUGUUUUAAAUUUAAAUAAAAAAAAAAAAAAAUAUUUAAUCUAAUAUCCAAACCAAAACAACCAAUCAACUCAAUCAUAUUGAAUGUUUUAACCGUAAUGUUCUCCAAUUCAUGUUUGAUUACAAAAAUGAUCCAUUGUAAUGAUCAAAUUA
This is a messenger RNA of Bradysia coprophila, 4169 nucleotides long. RefSeq names its product small G protein signaling modulator 1-like. The record is from RefSeq and is a predicted model, not a curated record. NCBI's taxonomy places the organism in Eukaryota, Metazoa, Arthropoda, Insecta, Diptera, Sciaridae. Gene Ontology annotation, biological process: activation of GTPase activity. Gene Ontology annotation, molecular function: GTPase activator activity.